AUGAUCAAGAAAGCGGCUGCCGCUGUGGUCGGGGGAGCCCUGGCCGUGGGCGCCGCGGGCUUCACGGGCGCCGGCAUCGCCGCCUCCUCCCUGGCCGCCAAGAUGAUGUCGGCGGCCGCCAUCGCCCACGGGGGCGGCGUCCCCGCAGGCAGCCUGGUGGCCGUCCUGCAGUCCGCGGGGGCAGCGGGACUCUCCACCUCGUCCAACAUCCUCCUGGCCUCCGUGGGGUCCGCUCUGGGCGCCUUGCUGGGAGGCUCCAGAAAGGCGGCCCUUCCCUCUCCCCCCGCAGGGCCCGGGGCUGAAGGGGACCAGCCAGGAAAACACGCCCCCCAGGCGAACCUUCCGAAACCCCCCCUCAGCUCCGGGAAGCCUCGGAAAUAA
Molecule: messenger RNA, 381 nt
Organism: Pipistrellus nathusii (Nathusius's pipistrelle)
Lineage: Eukaryota; Metazoa; Chordata; Mammalia; Chiroptera; Vespertilionidae
Source: the annotation of a GenBank genome assembly